Molecule: messenger RNA, 1818 nt
Organism: Cavia porcellus (domestic guinea pig)
Lineage: Eukaryota; Metazoa; Chordata; Mammalia; Rodentia; Caviidae
Gene: Gm2a
Product: ganglioside GM2 activator
Exons: 4
Coding region: 96-689 (197 amino acids)
Biological process (GO): ganglioside catabolic process; lipid transport
Cellular component (GO): cytoplasmic side of plasma membrane
Molecular function (GO): enzyme activator activity; lipid carrier activity
Source: RefSeq, a predicted model, not a curated record
UAAUGGGCUGGGUCUGUUCCGCGCGUUCCCUCCUCCGCUCGGCUUCCUCACACAUUUAAGGCGCCCGCCGCGCAGUCUCGCCGUCUCGCUCCGCCAUGCGCGCCCAGUGGUUUCUGCCCCUGCCCCUGCUCGUCGUCGGCCUGCUUUUCUGCGGCCGCGCGGACCCUGCGCGCAUCAGCGUGAGCCGCCCUUCCCGGCUUGGCAGUUUUUCCUGGGAUAACUGUGACGAAGGGAAGGACCCGGCGGUGCUUAAAUCGCUGGCUGUGGAACCCGACCCCAUUGUCAUCCCUGGGAAUGUGACCAUCAGCGCAGAGGGCAGGACCAGCGUGUCCCUCAGCUCUCCUCUGAAGGUGGAAGUAACUCUGGAGCGUGAAGUGGCAGGGUUGUGGAUCAAGAUCCCAUGUGUAGAACAGAUCGGCAGCUGUGUCUAUGAAGACUUCUGUAAUGUGCUGGACAAUUUCGUUCCCCCUGGGGAGCCCUGCCCAGAGCCCCUGCAUACCUUAGGACUUCCCUGCCACUGUCCCUUCAAAGAAGGUACCUACUCCCUGCCCAGCAGUAAUUUCACCCUGCCUGACCUGGAGCUGCCCAGCUGGCUCAGCAGCGGGAACUACCGUGUCCAGGGCGUCGCAAGCAGCACCGAGAAGCGGCUGGCCUGUGUCAAGAUCUCUGCCUCUCUGAAGGGCAAAUAAGGCACCUGGAGCUUGCAGGGGCCCAAAUAUGGCCCUCAGCUCCUCUCCGCACGGCUGUCCACUGCCUCACUUGUGCCACUUACGUUUCUGUCUCCGGCCAGGGCCAGCAGCCCUGGUCCGGGGUGGGGGGAGGACGCAUGGGGCAGCUCUGCCGGGAUGGUCCUGUCCCUCCUCCCCCCGCCCAGGGACUUUCUCUCUUAACUUCUUUGGCUUCCAGAACUGCGAAGUGUUGGUGAUCACUGACUUCCCAGCUGAGUGCCAGUAUUAACACUGCUCCUCUCUGCAGACUCCUCCUGCGCUGAAGGGCUGCAGGAGGCUGAAAGGUAGUCUGUGCCUCCACUAAUUUCCGUGAUUAACUGCGUUCCUCUCUAGGUUUGCUUGCUCAGUGUGGCAGGGUGUGCUGGAGAGGCAGGUGUGUGUGGUGAAGCUCCCUGCAGGCGCUAAUUAUCCUAAGAAUGCUGGAGCUGUUUAAGAUCAUUUACAAACUCAGGCGCCUGCAGGGCCAAGAGAAAUUAGAACCAGUAGAAACAGCUUCCUUCCAGGUGUGACCUCCACUUUUACUUACUCAUAAAGAUAAUAGAUCCCUAGGAUCCCUAUUGCUGUAUCAGGCCAUGUGCAUUGAUGCGAGACAGCUGCAGUCCAGUCCUGUGGGCGCGGGGACGCGGGCAGCUGGGACCAUGGAGGAAUGUUACAGUUUCAGUGUGCCAGAGGCUCAUUUCCCUCCCUGGAGAGGCCAAAAUCCAGAUUUUUACAUGAAAUCUCACAAGUUUUAAACAUUGGCAGCUAUCUUUUUAUAUACUUUGCAGGCCGAAGGCUUGUCUGGGACCCCCAGCUCACGUGUGCCUUGUCCUUUCAGUUCCCAGGCAGCUCCCCCAAACCUGGCUCUGCAGGGGUGGAGCCGCAGUGUCUGGGCAGGAGGAAGCCAUUGCUCCCUCUGCAGAGACUUAGGGCCUAGUGGCUGAUGCUGGAGUGGUCCCCACCAGCGGCUGUGCAGGAGGGGGUGGGAGUGGGGCUGAAUCCACAGGACUGGCUGACUGUCCCGCCCCCUGCUAUGUGUGACAACCUUCCGAACCAGAGCCCCAUGUUCUGGAUGCAUUUGAAGCAAUAAACCUUUCUAAUGAGCUGAGAA